AUUACACAAAGCAAGACUGAUCACCGCAGACUAAUCAACAGAGAGCCUUACAUUUAUGAUGAACAGGGAUUUCUUUUUGAUGAAAGAUCGCAAAUAUUGAAAAGACAAUUGCUAAUCAAUCAAGAAUGUCGUGUUGGCCUACCACGACUCGCCCUCCCCACCCCAAAGAUGGUCCAUGGGCAUGGCUUGUCUUGUCCUACUGUUUUUUAAAUGGUGUUGUGAUCGGGGGUAUUGCUUUUGGUUAUGGAGUCAUCCUACCAGUUCUGAUGGAUGCUCUGCAAGAGAAUAGGGAGCGAACAGCUCUUGUGGGAUCUCUCGCCUUGGGAGCAGGUCUCUUUCUCUGUGUUGUCUCGGCCAAACUUUGCGAAAAAUUCAAUUGUCGUUUCGUCAAUGGUGUUGGAUUAAUAUCGUAUGUUAUGGGAUUCACCCUCAGUUCGCUGUGCAACUCCAUCUAUCCCCUCUACAUCACAUACAGCUUGCUUAAUGGCUUUGCAGGGUCGUGUACUUAUACUUCCAAUUUCAUUUUGGUGAGACAGUACUUCAAGAAACGAUAUUCCUUGGCUAUGGGCAUAGUUACAGCAGGGGCAGGAAUCGGAAUGCUAUCGGUUGGUCCUUUGGUGCAGUACUUGACUGACACUCUUGGAUGGAAAAACACUUUCCGAGUCUUCGCAGGAAUCUUUGGAGCAUUCAUUCCUUUAACGAUUGUUUUAGAUCCAAAUGUUGAAAGUUGUGAAGAGGUGCCAAUUGAAACAGUUAUGCAAGAGAAUUCUAUCGAGAAAGAUAUUAAGAUCAAGCCAAGAAARAUUGUAUUGGGAUUUUUGGAUUUAUCAGUGUGGACAUUUCCAGAGUUCACGAUCUCUGUUGUUGCUAUUUUCAUUGGUUCUUGGGGUCACUAUACACCCUUGAUUCAUAUGAUCAAAUACUCUGAAGAGGUGGGAAUAAGCCCAACUAAAAGUUCCACCCUUCUCGUCUUCGUUGGCAUAGCAACAAUCGUCUCACGUCUGGUAUCUGGUCGGUUAUGUGACGUCAGCUUCAUUAAACCAAGAUACGUCCACCAAGCAGGAAUCAUCUUAUCAGGAAUUUCAACCAUUCUCUUAACGUUUGGUGUCAACUACACUCAUCUGAUAAUUUUUUCUGUUUUCUUUGGUAUUGCUGAUGGAGCAUUUCGUCUGACGAUGAACAUUUUAUUCAUGAACACUGUUGAUAUUCCACGCAAACCCUCAGCCUUUGGUCAAGCGAAUAUGAUAAUUUCAUUUUCUAAUGCAGCUGGUCCAGCAAUAGCAGGAAUGAUGGCAGACAAGUCUGGUUCGUAUACUUCAGCAUUCUACAUGGCUGGAUCGGUUUCCAUUGUUGCAGGCGCCAUCUUCUUCUUGCAUCUCUGCUUCUUCAAAGAGCACAACAAUAAACGAGAAUUGGAUAUUUCUAAUGCUACAGAUCACCCGCUGGCUUGUGUUGGACCAGCAUCAAGCGAGGCAGAGGAGGCAUCGCUGCACACGAUGAUUACUAUACUGGAUGACUUACACAAACCAAGAACACCACUUAAUACGAAAAAACCCUCGUCUGCAGAAGAACUGGAGUGAGCAAACUACCCGCCUGUAAUUGUCUUGGAAAUCAACAAUAUGGCCUGGACAUAUGGUCAUCCCAGAGAGGGUUAGACAGGUUUAAAUCAAAUAUUGCGCAAUCUGCAAUAAUCCUGGUUAUUCAUUAGUGGGAUUAAUAGCUCCGAAUAGCUGCUAAUAGAAUCUCUUUCUACAUUGCUGCAUUAUUCACUUUAGCAAAAUAGUUGAAUUUCAAAAAUAGUGAAUUUCUGUCUGCACAGAAGUUCGCUAUUUAUUUGUGUCUAUGCGUUGGCCAAAUACAAACGUUGAACUCCACAUGACACGAAUCCAAUGACAUAAGAGAAGGCCGCCUUAUUGUUCAUUGCUUUCAAUGCGUAC
Molecule: messenger RNA, 1937 nt
Organism: Actinia tenebrosa (Australian red waratah sea anemone)
Lineage: Eukaryota; Metazoa; Cnidaria; Anthozoa; Actiniaria; Actiniidae
Product: monocarboxylate transporter 10
Biological process (GO): transmembrane transport
Molecular function (GO): transmembrane transporter activity
Source: RefSeq, a predicted model, not a curated record